GGGUUCUUCGAUGUGGAGGAAGAUGCUUAAGCUGAGAGAGGUAGCUAAAAAUUUCUAUAAGAUGGAGAUUGGAAAUAGAAGACACAUCUCGUUUUGGUACGAUAAGUGGUCUGAUAAGGGUAUUAUAGCAGAGGUUUUGGGUGAUAGAGGGAUGAUUGGUUUGGGAAUAAGGAAAGAAGCUACGCUAGCAGAGGCUGCAUUGAGAUUCAGACGUAGAAGGAAGCACCGGUUAGAAGUUCUGAAUGAGUUGGAGAGGAGUUUAGACACUGUGAGAAGUUUGAUCUGUAAUGAAAGUGAAGACAUAAGUACAUGGAGAGGUAAAACGGGUUACAAACCAAACUUUUCAACUCGUGAGACUUGGGAUGAAUUACGAGAGGUAAAUGAGAAGCAGAUGUGGGCUAAAGGAGUUUGGUUUUCUAUGGCGACUCCGAAAUUUGCUUUCAUAGUCUGGUUGGCAAUGAAGAACAACAGAUUAUCUACUAUGGAUAGAAUCGCCAAAUGGAGCCAAGGAGUAGACACUGUGUGUGUGCUCUGUCAUACUGAAGCAGAAACCCAAGAUCAUUUACUUUUCAAAUGCUCUUAUUCUGGCCAGUUAUGGAGGUAUCUAGUGGGUGGGAUUCUUGGCAGUUCUUAUAUGGAUGGUUGGACUGAGAUAGCGCAGAAGACAUCGGGUAGAACACUGGAUAAGAAGAGUUUAUUUUGCUUGAGAUAUGCAUUACAGGCUGCUACUUAUGCAAUUUGGCGAGAGAGAAACAGAGUGAAGCAUGGGGAGAGACUAAUGCCAUUGGACAUUCUGAAAAAAGAUCACUGAAAAAGGGAUCAGAAACAAGCUUAGUUUGAUUAGAAUGAAGGGCGGGAGAGGUAUGGAGAAUACUCUCCAAUAUUGGUUCCAAACAAGAGGAGUAUAGUUGAUGCAAAUUUGCUUGUUUUUUGAAUUUUAUGGUUUGAAGUUUGAGGGUUAAGUAUAUCUCUAGGUCCACACAAGUUGUAAGAAGGGUAUUAUAGGAGAGGUUUUGGGUGAUAGAGGGAUGAUUGGUUUGGGAAUAAGGAAAGAAGCUACGCUAGCAGAGGCUGCAUUGAGAUUCAGACGUAGAAGGAAGCACCGGUUAGAAGUUCUGAAUGAGUUGGAGAGGAGUUUAGACACUGUGAGAAGUUUGAUCUGUAAUGAAAGUGAAGACAUAAGUACAUGGAGAGGUAAAACGGGUUACAAACCAAACUUUUCAACUCGUGAGACUUGGGAUGAAUUACGAGAGGUAAAUGAGAAGCAGAUGUGGGCUAAAGGAGUUUGGUUUUCUAUGGCGACUCCGAAAUUUGCUUUCAUAGUCUGGUUGGCAAUGAAGAAUUAACAGAUUAUCUACUAUGGAUAGAAUCGCCAAAUGGAGCCAAGGAGUAGACACUGUGUGUGUGCUCUGUCAUACUGAAGCAGAAACCCAAGAUCAUUUAUUUUUCAAAUGCUCCUAUUCUGGCCAGUUAUGGAGGUAUCUAGUGGGUGGGAUUCUUGGCAGUUAUUAUAUGGAUGGUUGGACUGAGAUAGCGCAGAAGACAUCGGGUAGAACACUGGAUAAGAAGAGUUUAUUUUGCUUGAGAUAUGCAUUACAGGCUGCUACUUAUGCAAUUUGGCGAGAGAGAAACAGAGUGAUGCAUGGGGAAAGACUAAUGCCAUUGGACAUUCUGAAAAAGAUCACUGAAAAAGGGAUCAGAAACAAGCUUAGUUUGAUUAGAAUGAAGAGCGGGAGAGGUAUGGAGAAUACUCUCCAAUUUGGUUCCAAACAAGAGGAGUAUAGUUGAUGCAAAUUUGCUUGUUUUUUGAAUUUUAUGGUUUGAAGUUUGAGGGUUAAGUAUAUCUCUAGGUCCACACAAGUUGCUUUUUUGAAUAAAUUUAAAAUUCAUUCAAAAAAAUGAUUUAGUAAGAUUAAUUUUUUUUUAUAUAAUAAAUUUAAGAUAAUUAUGAAAAUAGUUAUCAUUUAAAGGUAAAUUUGAAAAAUGAUCUUGAAUUCGAAGUAAAGUUAGAAUUCUCCCAAAAAUCAUUCAAGUAGAGCAUUACAAAGAAUCAAUUAAAGAGAGCGUUAAAUUAAUAUAUUCUAUGAUCGAAAGAGAAUUCCUAAAGAAUCACCCAAAGAUAAUUCCUAAAAACUCUGUCUGAGAGUUAACAUUAUGAUAUAAAAUUGAAAUUCACCAAACUUGAGAUCACAAGAUGAUCAAGAGAUUCCAAACUUAUUGCUAUUCUAACGUUCUAAAAGUUAAACAAAGAAACAAAUAAUUCAAAUUUAAUGAAUAUGGUAGUUGGAGGAGAUCGUGGUGUAAUCAGUCCAGACAAAGAAAGUUGGUGUGAUGAUUAUUUAUUGAAUCUUGAGAGCUUGAGCAUAAACAUAAGAUGUCUUGGAUUGUCUUGAUUCAUGAGAAAGCCUCCAGGAUGCAGCAAUAAUGAAGAUAUGGUGCACCAAAUUUAAGCAAAAAAAAGAAUGAAGAUAUGUCAGUUGUAAAUAUGUAAACAAUGAUCCAAAUAUGAAAAAUGAUUCUUUUAAUUGAUUUGCAUGAUUUGUGUUUGCUGAUGCAUCAGAAGAUGCUUGAUAACUCUCCUUAAUGAUUUAAUGUAUCAAUGUGUUUCUUGGUAAGCCAAAAUCUGGUUUUCAAGUAAUUUACUCGUGAUCUUCUAAAUAAAGCAAGUCGAGAAUAAAUCGGUUUAGAAGUUGAAUAAUUUUUAAAACAUAAUGAAUUGCAUCAUGAAUCUAAUUCGUCGUGUGCUUCUCAUGAGUUGAGAAUUCAGUACUCAAAGAUUAUUGUUUUGUUCUGGUUUGGUCGUAAUGCCCUCAAAGAGUACUCAUGUGUCUUCGUCUGGUUUAGUAACGUUCUGCCGGAUUAUAUCUUCAAUAUUUUUUCAUGGUGAAUAUUUUGGGGAUGAUUCUUCUUCUUAGUGUGAUCUAGAUGAGUUGAAUAUGUUUGUGUUAGUUGAGUGAGCAUGUCUGACACAGGUGUUUUUUGGGCUUAACUCAACUUGACAUUCUCCUCUCUAUGGCUCAUGACUAUUUGCUCCAUAAAUGAUGAUGACUUAAUGUUCUUAUCACAUUAUUCUAUCAAACUUCAAUCUUCUUAAAUCGGCUUUUAGAAAAUAGAUUGGUGUUCUUAAUUUAAAAAAUUAUUAAGAUCCGCAUUUUGGGCGGAAUAAAUAAUGCAUGUAAAAAUACUUUUAUGUAAUAUUAUUUAUUUGCGUUCUUUUAAAUAUUAUGAAAUAAUAAAAUAAUAAAUAUAUAUUAAAUUUUAUAAGUCAGUUACUGUUACAUAUAUAAAUAAAUUGAUGUCAGAGUAUAAAUUGUUUAUUUACAAUCAUUUUAUAAUAACUAAAUCUAAACAAUCGAUUUUAUCUAUUUUAUGUGAUAUAUAAUUAAAAUUAUAUGAUAUUAACAUAGAUAAAUAAUAUAUUUUAAUAUAAUUAUUUAUUAAAUGAAGCUUCCAACUCAUAUAGUUUCAUGCUCAUUUAUUUUUCAGAAAUUUGGGAAAAGAAAACAAAACAACAACUACUUUGUCCCCUUAGAAUUAAAACACAAAUCUUUGUCCCUAUAGUAUAAACAAUAAUGCUAAUCCCGUUUUGUCCAUUCUAUUAAUUUCGAAAUACAUAUAUUAAAAAAGUCAUGUAAUUUACUGAGGAAGUAAAUAAAAAGUAAAAAAAAAUACAGAGUAAAAAAUCAUAACAUGUCGUUGACUCCUAUUUUCCUUUCUCUCUAACAAAGAGGCGGCGAUUAGGUUUCGUUAUCGAAGCCAUCUUCUCCGGCCGUCUUAGUUCGUCGGAGACCUUGAACUCAUCGUCACAUCUCUCCUUCGUCCUCCUUCUUUCUUCUCUCCUCUCUAAACACGACAGAGUAGGAUUACUUUGCAAUCUCCGCCGGCUACAAUUGAAGUUGUUCAAGCUCGGGAAAAGCUUCUUGUCGCUGAUAAAGGACGAUUAGCUUCACGUUGUUCUUCUCUUCCUCUUACUUCAUCUCGGUUCCAAAAUCGUUGAGGUUAGGCUUUCGAAAGGCCCUUUAUGUUUUUUUUUUGUGUUGAUCUUAAUUUCUUUAUUUGCAUGUACUAGAUUUAAGCUCUUCUACGGACGAAGAGAUUGACGUUGUUCGAAUUUCAUCUCGGUUUCUCUUUCCCUAAAAUUGAAGGUAAGGUUUUGCGGGUUUUGAGAUCUCCUUUUGGAUUUUUUUUAUUGAUUUUGUUGAUGUUCAUAUUGCGAGAUUGAGUUUUAGUUUGAUUUCCUUAAGGCAUUACUAACGAGUUGAAGUUAUUGCUAUUAUGUUUUAUAGGAAUGGCGUACGAGUUUCCACAACGCAUACUUGAAGAAGGUUUGAGACGCAAAUUGAUAAGAUCAACAAUACGUGUAGACGUACAAUUCUGGAGGAAGUGAAGGGUGUUCUCAACAUUGAGUAUGAGGAAGUUUUGAAAGAUCAUGUCUUCGGUCCGCUUCUGGCAAUCAUAGAGAACAAGCUCAUCUACUCAGCGAAGAUCAUUCAUAGCUUCAUAUGCAAGCAGCUCAAGGUUUCGAAGCUUCACGAGCUGUGGUUUCUAUUUGCUAAGAGGCCUCUUAGAUUCUCUGCGCAAGAAUUUCAUGCUGUUACAGGAUUGAAGUUCAAAGAUGAACCUGACAUAAACUUCAAUGAUUGGAAGGAUGAUAAGGGGUUCUGGAGCAAUGUGCUGAGGAAAAAUAGAACGGUCAACUUAUUGAUGAUAAAGACGAAGCUUCUUAACAAAUGCAACAAGUGGACGUAUGUGGACAGGGUUAGGCUAGUGUAUCUGUGCGUCAUACAUGGAUUCCUCAUAGCUAAGGAUUCAAGAGUGUUUAUCCCACAUGAAUACAUCCGUUUGGUGAUGGAUUUUGAGAAGAUGAGGAUGUAUCCGUGGGGUCUUCACGCGUAUGACGAGCUGCUUGCAUCAAUACUCAAAGCAAGGAAAGAUUUACAUCUGAAGAACAGUUACGUGUUGGAUGGAUUCUCCUAUGCGUUUCAGAUAUGGGUUAUGGAGGCAAUCCCAGACAUUGGUAGUAUGGUGGGUAAGAAGAUCAAAAAGAACAUGACCAAAGUGAGAUGUAGGAAUUGGAAAGGAAGUGGGAAAGUUUCCUACGCAGAUAUCAGCAGCCUAGAGUCCCACUUUAAUAAGGGAGAGUUGUUCCCAUUUAUAUAUGCUACUGGGAACAAUGAUGUGGUUGAUAGCACUGAGUUCUAUAGGGAAGAUGAGAAGACAAAUGAAAGAAUUGGUCGCAUUGUUACUCUUCUCAAUGCCAAACAAGAUUGGACAGAUUUCGUAUGGGAAGUCGAGGAUUUGCCUCCAACUUUGGAGCUUUCUGAUUCAGAGAAUGAUGGAGAGAAUGUUGAAGUCGAAGAUGUCACAGAUACUCAUGUUGACGAACCGGCUGUUGUUGCAAGAAGAGGAAAGCGUAAGCUAAAUGAUCCUGGUGCGGAGGCUCGAAAGAAAGAACUGCUUUGUCAACGGGCAGCUGAACAUAAUAGUGGUAUCUCCAGUGGAAUGAAGACUUUCAUUGAAGGUUUGUUUACCUCUAGUACCUGCAGCUCUUCUAGUUUCUGGAGGGAGGACUUUCGCUUGCUGUACGUGAGAUGGGACAAUCCAUGCAUCUUUCGGAACACUUAUAGGAUUUAUGCUUUCCUCAUAAAUCGAUCUCCAUGAAGCAGUGGUGUACAUGUCGUCAGUGAGUGUGUGUGCUUGUAUGCCUACGCUGAA
Molecule: messenger RNA, 5715 nt
Organism: Brassica rapa (field mustard)
Lineage: Eukaryota; Viridiplantae; Streptophyta; Magnoliopsida; Brassicales; Brassicaceae
Source: RefSeq, a predicted model, not a curated record